This is a messenger RNA of Cygnus olor (mute swan), 8779 nucleotides long. RefSeq names its product NHS like 2 (gene NHSL2). Gene Ontology annotation, biological process: cell differentiation. Bases 4890 to 8276 code for a protein of 1128 amino acids. Lineage: Eukaryota; Metazoa; Chordata; Aves; Anseriformes; Anatidae. The transcript has 8 exons. The record is from RefSeq and is a predicted model, not a curated record.
GCGACCGUCCCCUCGUCGCUGCGCUCUCGGCCUCCGUGGAGCCGCGGCUGGGCGCGGAGCGGCUUCCCCGAGGGCUUCGGGGCGGCCGGAGGCAAGGGGCGGCCCGCAGCCGGGGCGUGCUGCCCGCACCCCUGCUCCCCUGGCAGCGAGCGGGCUUGGGCUGUGCCCGACCUGCUUCUCGUUUCCCUUUUCGAGCCUUUCGGUUUGGCACCAGGCUUACGCGCUGGGUCACAAGCGGGCAGCCCGUUUCGGAGGAGCUUAAAAUAAGCUCGUUUUGGCUUUGUUUAUAAAAGUUUAUUUUCAAACGCUUUGCGGGGGGGGGGGGGGGGGGGUUGUUGCUGGAGCAUGCUUUCCCCAGAAGCGCAGCGCAUUUCUCAGGCCCUUGACAAAGUAUGUGUCUCUUGUGCUUUCUGCAAACCCCCUCGCGAGUGCCGUUUGCUGCUCCGUCUGCGUGGAGCCAUGGGAAAUGACUGCCAGACCCUCGCCGCGCGCUUCCCGGAUGCAAGCCGAGCGCUCAGCCUUGGCCUGGGAGAUGCGCUGCUCUUGCAAAUGCUGGUGGAGCAAAGAAGUUAUCAGGGGAAGGAAGAGGCUCCCGCUGUCCCCUGCCUCGGCUGGUACAGGAAUAUGGGGAGGAGACACCGCAGUCACCCAAGCUGACACCUGCAGUAGGGCAGAGCUAGUGUCGUCACCGUACAUGCUGGACCGCUGUCCCCUGGAGGAGGAGCUGGCCCUGAUGGUAGCCAGAUGGUCCCCUCCUGGCCGGUAGGUUGGGAACGCUUUUGGCCGCAGGAGCUUUGUGCCACCGGGAUGGACAUUGCAGCCAUGGUGGCGUCAGGAUUCGGGCAGGGGACAGCAGGGAUGGGCAGUCCUCUCCUACCACAUCUCCUCAUUAGAGGCAUGAAUAUGCAUGCAUGCAGAUGUGCAUAAAUGACACUAGCUGGAGGUUGGAGGUGCGUCGAGAAAAAAAAAAAAAAAAGAAAAAAAAAAAGAAAGCUUGGCUUGAUUUCACGAGCCCAGCUCGGUGGGACACAGGGACACGGGCGGGCUGCAUUUCCCCCACCCCGAGGGCAGCACCACCCGCUCCUCAUCCACCUGCCACCGCUGCUCUGCAGCCCGAGGGGUGCAAGAGCAAAUUUCUGACUGCUGUUCCUCUUAUGGUUUGUUUUUCGAAGAGCUCCGGUGUUAGUCUGCCGCUGGGGAGAUCGAUUCACGUGUCUGGAGGACAUGAACACCCCCACAAGCUCCUGGACCCCUGUUCUUGUGGGGAGAGCAGAGACAGCCCAGGGCUGCACGAGAGCGCUUUGCACUGGGGCACAGCACCGUGCCAGGUCCCUUGCGGGGGGAACAAAGACUUAACAACAUACUGUUGGAGGGUGGGAGUGGGUUCCCCUUUUUCCAUUUCUUAAAGAGGAUCCAAAGGGAAAAAUCACGUUUCUCUUCUCAAAGCAGAAUAAAACCAAAAUGUCUGGUCCCUGGGGACAUGGCGGUGAAUCGGCAGCACCAAACAUGCCCUGGAGCAGCCUUCCUGCAGCUGAGCAGUGAAGGCUCGUAUCUCAGGACCGAGUCCCAGGCAGGGCUGCAGCACCUGCUAGCUGUCACCUCGGCUGGGCUGGGUUCGUCACGUCCUCUGGCUCGGAGCUGACACAACGUGCUGCUGAUUAGAGACGUCUCUGGGCUUUGGCAGUGAGUGGUAGCGCUCCACGUAUUGCCAAACUCCAGUGAAGAAACUGCAGCCAUGCGAUGCUGGGGGAGAGGGCCAGGCUCUGGCUCUGCCCUUCCCGAGGAUGCUCCCCCCAGUUUGCGCAUCCCAGAUUUUCUCAGGAUCCUCUCCCUGGCUUUGGUUCCUCCCAGGCAGGUUAAAGUGUGCCGAAAAAGUGCCUGCCCACUCAGGCAGCUUGGGUGCCCGCUGUGCCCGUGCAGUUUGUCCAUCUGCAGAGGCAGCAGGAGCCGCCUUGCCUUCCUCCUCGGGACAGGCAGGUACUGGGGCAGUCGCAUUGCUGCCGGAUGAAGGAAUCGCGCCGCAAAGGGCCAGGGGAGUGCUUAAUCUGACAAGGCAGCGCGGUUGUUUCCACUGCAAGACAGCAGCCAAAGGCUGUCGGAUUCCUCUGCCCUUAUUCAUCGGCCAUCACGUGAGAGCAGGGAGAGCGCGCGCCCGUCCCAGCGCUGCCCCUCGCAGCCCCCUGGGUGCCAGCUGGGGGGCACGGGCUCGUGCUCCCCGCUCAGCCCUCACCCCUGGGGACCCAGCCACUCCCGAAAUAACUCUUGGUGAGACAGAGGAUGGGGGCUGGUGCCGAGAGCUAUUUAAACCAUCGUCCCUGAGGAGUUGUGGGGACGAUUCUCUGGAAGGAACCCUGGGCUGUGCUGGCAGGAGGAGCUGUUUACUGCUCCUGCCCAAAUACACAGUGCUUGCCGUCCUCUGAGCUCACAUCUCAAUGCAAGCGGUGGAGAUAGGCAGAGCCGCCACCCGCGUGGAAGUGCUGGGGGUGGCGCAGGGCUCCCACCAUGCAGAUGCACAGGGCAGGGGCAGGGGCAGGAGAUGCCAUGACCCCGUGGGGUAAGCAUGAUGCCAAGCAGGAGGUGAAGGUUUGGAGAAGUCCCCAUCCUGGGAACCGGAGCUGCUCAUCCUGGCCUCAGCCUCCUCCGGUGUGGCUCCAAGAAGCCUCCCAAGCCUCCAAGAAGUUUCCUCCGCCUGUUUGUUUCCUAAGCCAGUGGUGAUUUCAGCGCCAGAGGGGAGAGCGCAGCUCCCCCAAAUGUGGCCUUUGCGCAAGUGGGAGGAAGGAGGCUGAGCAAGGCUGGGAUGGGUUCGGCUGCCAGAGGAGCGGAGUGCGGAGCCGCACCCUGCUUCUUAACGGGAACCGUCUGCAGGGAGCAGCAGGGAGAGCGAGGGGAUAAAUGAAUAACGCUCAUCUCGCAUCCAGACCCGUCUCGGCUGAUAGCACUGGGCUGAUACCCGCUCUCCAAAAAUGUAGGCGGUGCGGUGGUUAGGAGCAGACACCGCCGCUGAAGUUUCCUCAGGGAAGGAGUGGAGGCAGUGCCGGGGAUGAGCUGGGAGCUGGCACUGAGGGUGUCUUCUCCAGGUUGUCACUGUGACCUCGCUCCCUCCCUGCCCGCUUGCAAUGGGGCUGCAAUUCCCUCGCAGGGGGACCCAAACCACCCACCGGCGGUGCGUGGAGGCAUGGGGUGGCGCUACCAUCCACUUGCAACGUCGCACAGCCUUGGUGCUCGUGCUCCCUUCUGCCCCAGGUCGCAAGUAGAGGCUCCUUUAGCCUCCGUAGUAUUUCUAUAUCAGAGUGGCUGCUUUUAGGAAGCGCUUACAACAUCGCACUGGCUGUGAAUGUGGCAGUGGUUGCGUUGCACAGGAACAUGGAUUAGUUUCAACUAUGUCUCCAAAGAGGCUUGCAUCAUCUUAAGCAGUCUGAAGGAUGCAUUCACUUUCAUGUGCAAACAAGAGCUGGCGCUCACUUUGGCAACCUGCUUUCCAGCUGCAGAGAUCUCCGUAACACUCAGGAAAGUAAAAGCGCUCACACAGGACCGUCGCCGGGCGCUGGACCAAGGUGUGAUGCCGCAAGGACCCGCACUGCUGGGCUGGAGCAGCUCAUCCCUCCAGCGCCUGCUGUCGUGGGGCGUUUGCAGGUGCCAGACGCUGUACAAACAUGAAGGACCGCCUCCACGCGGUGUGUGCAGCAGCCACCGAGCACAGCAGAGGUCGUCUUGAGGCCAUAACAGCUGAAAGGCAGGAGCUGCUCGCCCAAGGACCCAGCUCCCUGCUGCUGACCAGGAUUGGGACACACCUGGCACAGCCCCUACACCCAUUCCCAGAGGUGAAUACGUGGGGACAGCUGGGUGCCAGCUGGCUCUGUGCCACCCGCCCGUGCCCUCAGCAGCCUCACGGGGAUGGCCACGUCCCAUCCCCAAACCCCACGGCACCCCUGCAGCCAGCAGCUGCAGACCCGUGCUCCCCAGGUACCCGGUGCCACUGGCAUUGGGCCCUGGCAGAGCUGCCUGACAGAGCUCCGUGUGGCCCGCGCAUGUUAGAGCUGAUGUCUGGCUUUAGGCUAGUGGGCACGGUGGUGGCAAGGAGCUGUUUCUUCUCUCCAGCUCUGGUCUAGAAGCAGCAGGUCUGCUUCAUGCUGCACACAUCACACGCACGGUCAGUUCAGCUGGGCACAUCAGCUCAGACGUGAAACCCUCGUUCCCUGCCUCGGCUGGGCCCCAGGGCAGGCUGUGGACACCCCAGCUGUGUGCAUGAGAGUGGCUUAUGGUUUCCUGCUUGUAGGGUGCUUGUCUGGAGGCUCCUGCGCAGAGGAGCUUGGCUGGAAGAAGUCAGCCAAAAGGUCAUGGGGGGAUUUGUGCUGGUGGAAAUUGCUUGGUGACUCCAGGUUUCUGUUUAGCCGUGGGACAGGCAAAGCAACGGUAGCAGGAGGUAAGGUCAGGGCGGCAGGAUCGUCCCCUGCCUCUGCAGGGGACCCGCUGCGGUGCUUGGGAAGGAGAGCUGGCACCAUUGCACCACGGAUGUGCCCCAAAGCGGUGGGGCCAAAGGGCAGGGCAAGGGAUGUCACCAAGCAAAUGACAGAGCCCAGGGGAGCUGCAGGAUAGAGUCUGGAGCAAAUCCCUCCAGCCUGCUGCCUGAACCCCAUUAAUUAACGGAGAGGGGAGGCUGGCUCUGCUCACGGCAACUACACACGCUGGCACGGCACUGGUGGGGUGGCCGGGGGCAUCUCCUCUCCUGCAGCCCCACCAACCUGGUGGCCCCCAUCCCCUGCUCCCCCGGCCAGCAGGACGCUCCAUCCCCGCGCCGUCUCCAUGGCUCCGCCGUGGCAUGCGUCUGCGGCGGGGAAGUGCAGCUAUGUCUUUAAGAAGGGCCUGGGCUGGGGUGGGAAAGCAUUUCCAUGCAGCCUUUCUCCCAGCAAACCUGGAGCGAGUUAGCAGCCGAGUUCGAGCGGCGGCCGGCAGCCAGCUCGCCCCGCGCAGCCACCCCGCUGGGUGCCAGGGUGCCAUGGGGGCACAGGGCAGCCAGUGGGGCACGGAGCAGCCCGUGGCCCCCAUCCCUGCGGGGAGAGAAAGAGGAGGAGGCCGAGCUGGCCACCUCUAACCUGGACCUUGAGAGCAAGAAAGCCGCCCACACCAAGCUGUCAUGGCAGCAGCCCGUGAACGUCUUCCUGGCUGCCGGCCGCCCGCCGGGCAUGGAGCAGCUGCACCAGGAGGCUCAGCUCAACCUCCAGAGCUUGCUGCAAGAGGAGUAUGAGGAGCAGUACGAGAGCAGGGUGACCGGGCAGACCUUCCGCGCCGCCGGCCACCCGUCCCCCAGCACCCCCACGGAGCCCUCGCCCCGUCCCCCGCCCUCCAAGCGCCUCGAGUUUGUGCUUAUGCCCCCAAGCCGGCGAGCCAACGACGAGGAGAGCAGCGGUGCCACCGCGCUGGGCGUGAGGCCACCCGACGCCUCCCUGAGCCUCCCCACCACCCCCGACAAGCAGACAGCCUGGCCCAGGGCCUUCCCCCUGCCCACCGUGGAGGAGAAGCAGUGGCACCAGUCCUGUUCCGUCCAGACCAACGUUGUCCCCAUCAAUGUCUCGGGGCAGCACUUUGCUAGGCACGCGAGUGCUCGUCACUCCCUGUUUAACACAGAGACCGCGAUGAACCCCAAGUCCACCCUGCGGCGUAGACGGACCAUUAUCGGAUUCCCUAACAUGUCCCUGCGAGACCAAGGCAGCGUCAACGCCAACGGCCCUGCGACCACCACACGCCCGCCCAUCACCGAGUCCCUGUCCUGCAGCUUCGAGCCCGCAAGCGGGGGGAAGCCCGCCCAGGAGAUAAGCCCCCGCCAGCCGCUCUCUGCCCCACUGAGGAAGACCUUCAGUGACCUCGGGGGGACGCUGCAGGCACGCUGCUGCCCACCCUCCACCCCUAUGGACAACAUGGCCACCCCCGGCACCUGCAAUGGGCCUCAGGGCACCCCCUUUCCCUCACCCUGGGGCGCCAGCUCCUUCAGCUACGCCGGCCCCCCCAGCCCCACUGCUGGCCAGGGCGCCUCACCGGGCAGCUCUGGCAUGGGCUCACCCGCUGGCACCGACCGGGCGGCCUCCUUCUUCAUCGCCCAGGAGGAGCGUGUGGGGAGCGCCGGGCCCGGAUCCUUCACUGCUGCGGUGCCCGAGUCCCCCCCGGGCUCUGGGGGCCUCCGGAGGUGUGAUGGACGAGAGGCCAGGGUGAACUUCUCGCCGACAAGCAAAGAGGAGCCGGAGCCGGCGUCGGAGCCGGCACGCCUCGGGGUGGAGCGGGCAGGGUGCCGCUUCCGCGAGCGGUCACUGUCGGUGCCCACUGACUCAGGGUCCCUCUGCUCCGUGGACAUCGCCUACGCCGAGGCCCGGCGCGGCAGCACCAACUGCGCCCUGGGCUACCCCAGCGCUGGCUCCGAGGGCAGCACCAGCACCGACAACAUCUCUCUGGGGCCGGAGCCGGAUGGCCAGCGGCGGCGGCGCUCCAAGAGCAUCUCCCUCAAGAAGGCCAAGAAGAAGCCCUCGCCGCCCACCCGCAGCGUCUCGCUGAUCAAAGAUGGGCAGGAUGGCCCUGCUGCCCUGGGGCUGCCCAGGGAUCAGAGACCCAAGAGCCUGUGCAUCCCGCUGGACCCCCCCAGCCACCGGCUGGUGCAUGCGGACCCCCAGGGCAGGGAGCCCGACGGCCCGGCCGCCCCCCACCAGUGGUAUCUGGCAGACUGGAAGACCGGCGAUCCCUACCGGUCCCUCUCCGGCUCAAGCACGGCCACGGGGACCACGGCUGUUGAGUGUGUCAAGGCACGGGGCAGCUCUGAGUCCCUCACGUCCCCCUCCAUCUCCAGAGCCACAACACCCUCCCAGCUCUCGGCAGAGGCUGACCUCAAAACCUCCUCCCCGGGCAGGCCCACGGGGCUGAUGUCCCCGUCCAGCGGGUACUCCAGCCAGUCAGAGACCCCCACCCCUACCGUCCCCACGUCGGCCAUCCUCGGGCACUCCCCACACCAGGUGCGGGUGAGGCCACUAGUCCCUGAGAGGAAGUCUUCACUGCCACCCACAUCCCCCAUGGAGAGGAGCCCCAAGUCCAGGCUGUCCUUCGACCUCCCUCUCACACCACCCGCCCACCUCGACCUCUCGGGGCUGAAGAUCUCCCUGAAGGGGAAGACGAAGGUCAGCCGGCACCACUCCGACUCCACCUUCGGCACCAAGCUGGCCCAGAAGACCAGCCCCAUCCAGCCCAUCAUGCCCGUGGUCACCCAAUCCGACCUGCGCUCCGUCCGCCUGCGCUCCAUCAGCCGCUCCGAGCCCGAGGACAAUGCCGACGGCCUGGAGCAUGCCGAGGAUCCACCACGCGUCCCCUGCCCAGGCCCGGAGAGGAAGGUGAAGCCACCGGUGGCAGAGAAGCCGCCACUGGCCAAGCGGCCCCCCAGCAUCCUGCCCAAGCCCCUGGCCCUGCGGGAGGAGGGCCCCCUGUCCCCUACGUCCCCACCAAGCAUUGCUACCAGGGACGGCUUGGCAGUGCUGCGAAAAGGGGAGCCGAGGAGGGGCCCAGGGGAGCCCCGGCGGCUCUCACAGGGCAGCCUGGAGGAUGAGCCGCGGCCGGAGGGGGAGCGGAGGAAGGCCAAGGUGCCACCGCCGGUGCCCAAGAAACCCAGCGUGCUCUACCUGCCGCUCGCCCCAGCCCCAGUGCAGCAGGGAGGAGGUGCGGGGGACCCGGCACCCACCCCCAGCCCCAUCAUCACGCUGGACACAGAGCCCAGCUGCUGCCACCCUGACACUGAUGACCCAAUGCCCACGGAGGUCCCGGGCACAGCACAAGCUGGCGAGACCCCUUUGGAGCAAGGCAGCUUGUCUGAGGCCGGCACAGAGGAGAAGAGCUUUGCCAGCGACAAGACAGCCGACUCCAUCGCAGAGGAGGACGAUGAUGUCUUUGUGGCAUCCCGUACCACAGAGGAUCUCUUCACCGUCAUCCACAGGUCCAAGAGAAAGGUUCUGGGGCGGAAGGAGCCUGGUGACACCUUUGGCAGCCGGCCCAAUUCCCACUCACCCGUGAAGACGUCGGGCUCACCAACAAGUGAGUCCCCUGCAGCAGUGGUCAGCACCGGGAAGUCCUCCAGCAGGAAUGAAGAUUUUAAGGCCCUGCUCCAGAAGAAGAGCAGUAAAACCAGUGCUGGUACCCGGCCAUCUGCAGCUGAACUGCUUAAGACCACAAACCCGCUGGCUCGGAGGGUCAUGACAGAGUUUGCCCCUGAGCUGGAUGGUGCAAACAGCCCCAAAAGCCAGCCCUAACCUUGCACAGACCCUUCUUGGCCACAAAGGGCUCGAGAUGGCUGCAGAGGGAGCCUUGCUGCGAGCGGUAGCUUUAGGCACUCAGGUCUCUGCAGAAGGGGUGUCCUGGCUGUCUCGCUGGGGCUUCUCUCAUGCUCUCAUUUCUUCCUCGGCAAAUCCUCUUUGGUUCCUCUCCGAUGGGAGAGCCGCCGUCAGAGAGGCAGUGUUGGGACCUGAGGCCCCCAUGUCCCCAGCGGAGGCAGGCUGCUCGCAGGAGGGAAGAGGCAGGCAUGCAGCACCGCAGCGGGGACUGUACCCUGCUGAGCUGGCCCCGGGACCCGGCACCUCCUGUGGCACUGGGCUGGCAGCUCCUGCUGCUCCUCGGGAACAGAGUGGGACAGCAGCCCCAGGCACCCUCCAGCACCCGCAGCAAAGCUAGCUUGAAACUGUUUGGUCACUCGGCAUGUGGUACUUUAAAUGGCUUUUUCUAAUGCACAAUGGUGAUGAUGUUUUUUUCUCUUUUA